AUGUCGCUCUUCAGAGGCAGCUGCUUCGGCCAGGAAGGACGGGAAGGCGGGGCGGACCUGGCCACCAGUCCCCGGCGGCAGGUGUCGCAGGGGCUGGGCGCCGGCACGUCGGCGGGGGUGCGGCCCAAGGAGCCGCCGCCCAUGGUCGUGCAAGGAGACUUCAGGAAGGUGAGCGGGAUCUCGACGGAGAUCUUCCGGCAAAUUGAGACGGUAGAGAAUGACCACGACGCGACGACGGCGGCGGCCCUGGAGGCCGUGGAGCGGCGAGGGGAGAUGGUGGUGCGGUUCCUGGACCCCCGGCACCUGGGCCGGGCCGCGGCGGACGCUGCCAAGAGGUUCCUGGCCAUGCAGGACGCGAAGCACACGGUCCACCUGGUGGAGAUAGUGAAGCGGCCGGGGCAGACCCUGGGGCUGUACAUCCGCGAGGGCAACGGCCUGGACCGGUCCGACGGGGUGUUCAUCUCCCGCAUCGCGCUCGAGUCGGCGGUGUACAACAGCGGCUGCCUCAAGGUCGGGGACGAGAUCCUCGCGGUCAACCUGGUGGACGUGACGCACAUGAGCCUGGACGACGUCGUCAUCAUCAUGUCCAUCCCCCGGCGGCUGGUACUCGUCACCCGCCAGAGGAAGGCAGGGAAAGGGGGAGUCGCUUCCCCCCACCUGCAGCCCCGCUCGGAGCACAAGCCGCCGCCGGUCGUCGUCAUCAAGAAGGAACUGCGGGAAGACGACGACAUGGAGGACGUGGAGGACUCCUCCUCCAGGCGGCACGGAGGGGACGGACGGGAGAUGGUUUCCAUGUCGAGGUCUCGCAUGGGGCUGGGCCUGACGGGGCUCGGCUCGGCCCAGGACCUGGGCACGGAGAGCAACGGGGAGACCACCAACGGCCUGGGGCUGGCGGACCUGUACUACAACUCGCGGCCCGAGCGCGGGAUGGACCGCAGCUCCAGCGCCAUGUGGUCCUACCAGCCGCCGCCCACCCCCGUCAUCACGGAGCAGCCCCGCCCGCAGCACUUCCAGCCCUACGACCGGGGCUACCCCAAGACCCUCGAGUCCCUGGCGGAGAAGGUGCAUGCGUUCUACGCCGGCCCUCAGCCCCCGCCCGCCGCGGGGUCCCGCCGCAUGUCCGCGGGCCCCGCCCCCCUGCGCCACUACUACGGCCGGGCGAUGCCCCGCUCGGGCAGCGACCAGCACCUGCCCCGCAUCGAGUACGACCACCCGGGCCGGCAGCCGCCUCGCUCAACGCUCCGGUCCAGCCUCAAGCCCGCCGGCUACUCCCCCAGGUACCGGGCCGGCGACCCGACGACGCCCCAGCGCCAGCCGUUCACCGCCGGGACGCUCUCCCGGAGGCACCGCCCCUCGCUGGACUACGCAUCCGACACAGAGGCCACCUGCGCGUCCUCCCCCCGCUCCUCCUACUACUACUACAGGCAAGGCAUGAUGGCGGCGUCCACCCCCUCGCGCACCCCGACCCUGCCUCGCCCCCACGCGGGCCCCGGGGCGCCUCCCGCCGCCCUGGGCUCCUCGCUGUCGGCCGGCCUGCGGUCCAACUCCCUCCCCCGCGACCACCGCGGCCGCAGCCACCCGCCCGCGCAGGCCCGCCACCACGGGGUCCGCUUCGAGAGGGAGGCCCGCGGCGCGGGGACCCGCCCCCUGGACCAGGAGGACAGCGACGGGGCCGUGAGCGCCCCCGAGCUGCCCGUCACCAGGAAGGACCGAGGAAGAAUUCCGUCUUCUCCGAGCGUGUUCACUGCAGACGAGUACCGUGCCUGGCUCCAGAGAACCCCGUCCACCAACGCCAUCUACGAGCGCAUCAGAGCGAGCAGGGACGCACUGCAGACCCAGCGAGCGACCCGGUUCACCUACAGUGCGGAGAACUUGCUGGACAGGACGAGAGAGGAAUCUCCGUACUACUCGUACCGGCCGCACCUGACCAGCACUCUGGACCGGCACCAGUUCUCGUCCCGCUCCGGCACCGGCACAGCCGCCAGUCGCACCAGCUCCAUGAGGCGGAUGCGACACCUGCUGGACUUCGAGUCCAGGCACAUUCCCAACCCGUCGCCGACAAAAACACACGACCCGAGAGCCAGGUUGCUCGAGAUAAACCCAGCAGAGUUCCUCAAGUACAAGAUGGACAAGCCGCCAGGCAGCCUGGGCGACGUUGGCCCGGUCGUGGGGGCGGGCGUCAGCGGGCUACUGUGGGUGCACCUGCUGGCCGGGCGGGGACUGCGCCCCACGGGGUCCUCCUCCGUCGCAGGGACGCCUUCCACCCCCUCGGGACCCCCGCCCAUCGGUAACACGGGCCUGCGGGACUUGUACUGCGUGCUGGAGUGCGACCGGGUCCACAAGGCGAGGACCGUGGUGCGCACCGGGGACCUGGUGUUCGACUGGGACGAGACCUUCGAGCUGGACCUCGUGGACAACCGAGAGCUGGACCUGCUCAUAUACUCCUGGGACCCCCAGUAUAGGCACAAGCUCUGUUAUAAGGGCUCGGUUCACCUAGCAUCGUUGCUCCGGGAGUCGCCCAUCCACCAGCUGGCCGUGAAGAUCGAGCCCCGCGGCACCUUGUACCUGCGCCUGCGCCACACCGGCCCCCGGGAGACGUUCCGGCGCCGCGGGCCGGCCGCGCUGGGCCUGCUGGGCCGGCCGGCGCCCGCGGGGGCCCUGUUCGGGGCGGAGCUGGAGGCCGUGGUGACGCGGGAGAGCGUGACGGGCGGGGUUCCCGGGGGCGUGGCCACCUCGGUGACGCUCGCCACCCAGGCCGCCGCGCCCGUCCCCCUCAUCGUGAGGAAGUGCGUGGAUGAGGUGGAGAGGCGGGGCCUCGAUAUCAUAGGUGGUUUAUAUAGGUUAUGUGGUUCUGCAACUAAGAAGAGAAUUCUCAGAGAAGCAUUUGAACGAAAUGCUCGCACUGUGGAUCUCUCUCCUGACAAUGUUCCUGAUAUCAACGUCAUUACAGGUGUGCUCAAAGACUACCUUCGAGAGCUGCCGGAGCCGCUGUUCACAAAGUGUCUCUACCAGAUGAUGGUGGACGCGCUCAGCGUCUGUCUGCCCGACGAUCCCGAGGGCAACGCCAAGCUCAUGUUCUCCAUCCUGGACUGCCUUCCUAAAGUCAAUAGGUGUACGCUGAUCUUCCUGCUGGACCACUUGGCGCUGGUGGUGUCGCAGUCUGAGCGCAACAAGAUGUCGCCCCAGAACCUGGCCAUCUGCUUCGGCCCGGUGCUCAUGCUGCAGAGCGAGGAGGGGAAGGAGCUGGACUUCAACAAGCCCAUUGGCGUGCUCAAGUACCUCUUGCAGAUAUGGCCUACAAAGUCAGUUCGGGAGCUCAUAGCACCUUCCAUCCAGCCUACUCGUAUCCCUCCCGGCCCGAUCGCCUCGGUGACCACAACGAAGGUGCCAGCCCCGGUUACGAGUACCGGCGGUGGAGGAUGGACUCUGGGGCAUCGUGGGGGACGGGCCAGCUCCACGGUGGCUUCCCGGACCCGCGAUGGCCCUGCGGGGCCGCCGCCGCAGCGGGUGGUGGUCUCAUCUCCAGAGUCUCCGACGAGUGAGGAGUCGUCGCCGUCGCCGUCUCCCGAGUCGGAGAUCAACAAGCAACUCACCCUCGCCUCGACGCUGAGGAAGGGCGCCGGCAGAGGGGCCCUGCUGCCCUCGUCCGGGGGCAAGCUCCUGAGCCCCGGGGACCUCCAGGAGGGGGAAGCGGACGACCCGCAGCAGAUCCAGACCCCCACGUCGUCCACCACCACCGAGGACUCGAGAAAGGAAACCGCCGGGCGCGAAGCGGACGGGGAGGCCAGUGACGACGAGAAGGAGGGCAUGGAAGACGUGAUGCACACGACCACCGAAGAGGAGUAGAGAAGUAAUCUAACACACGUGCGUGUAGCACGGCCCUUGAGCCCUCGAUGUGCUUGCCCGCCAAGUGUUCGAGUACGUGGAAACACUCGAGCAGUUUGUUAGACUAGGUCUAGGAUCAAAAAUGUUUGAGCAAUUUAUGUUGAAAUUAUUUUGUUUCACCGACACAGGAAAUGAAUAUGCCGUUAAAUACACCAUGAAUGUUUAUUUAUGAUUUAUUUAAUGUCAGGACCGUCAUGUGCACAAAAAUUAGCAUAACUAAGUUUCUUGUUGUUUCAAAAAUACAUUUUACGUCAGAUAUCUGUAAUGGAACUAAAAAUUAUGUAUACCAGAAUAUUUCAAAUCUGUAUGGCUAAGAAUAUAUUUAAAAAGUAAUAACAAUUUAGUGUUAAAAAGUCCACGAAAUACCAAUUUCAAGAUAAAAAAUAUAUACAGAGAUCACAAUAUAAAUGUUUUUCUUGCACCUGUUUAGGUAUUUUUUUUAACAUUUUGCAAUCACUUACCCUAUUUUGGUGACCUGUGUUAAGUGUUCAUCCUUUAAAGUCAAUGUUUCAUCUCUAGUCUGUGCCAAGCAGUUAAGAUUUUAAUUAUACAUAUUAAUUUUGAUUCUGCAUGUCAUCGACAAAAUCAUUAAGAGAUAGAGACAUAAAAUAAAAUUCAGAGGAAUUGGGGAAGGCAUCGGCCAUGGCUUAUAGCAAAGACCCAUCCCAGUAUUUGCCUGGAGUGAGUUUAGGAAACCGUGAAAUCCAAAACCAGGAUGUACCCACGUCCUUUCAAAAAAUACAAGUCCGGUGUUUUACUGAUACACCUCCUCGCUCGAUCUUAGCAGUUAAUUAACUACUGGAGAAUAUAAUUUGUCUUUCACGUCAUUCAUUUAAACAAAGUUAAUCAGAUCUCAGAGUGGAGAGUAUGGGUCUUAUUUACACUAUUUGGUAUUACCAACUAUUAUUUCUCUUUUAAGACAUUCUUAUGUGUUGUUUCAAUUUUGUAUACACAUGCCAUAAGCAUUCAUUGAUUUGGUAUCAAAAAAUAAAGUAGUUUUGAUGUCAACACCAUUAUAAUUUCACUUGACUUCAGGUUGAAUAUUUCUGUUGCAUGAGUAUGACUUGAGAACAAAAUAAACUAUGCUUAACAGCUUAACAGUCA
Molecule: messenger RNA, 4989 nt
Organism: Bacillus rossius redtenbacheri
Lineage: Eukaryota; Metazoa; Arthropoda; Insecta; Phasmatodea; Bacillidae
Gene: RhoGAP100F
Product: rho GTPase-activating protein 100F
Exons: 19
Coding region: 1-3846 (1281 amino acids)
Biological process (GO): cell migration; regulation of Ras protein signal transduction; signal transduction
Cellular component (GO): synaptic membrane
Molecular function (GO): protein binding; GTPase activator activity
Source: RefSeq, a predicted model, not a curated record